Messenger RNA from Aspergillus pseudonomiae, 477 nucleotides. RefSeq lists its product as uncharacterized. The record is from RefSeq and is a predicted model, not a curated record. The coding region runs from base 1 to 477 and encodes 158 amino acids. The transcript has a single exon. Lineage: Eukaryota; Fungi; Ascomycota; Eurotiomycetes; Eurotiales; Aspergillaceae.
AUGGCUUAUGUUCCGCAUCCUGAAGAAGACCGCAGAACAUCCCUGACACAGAUUACGGAGAACAGUUCUCAUCCACCCCAGCAAAAUCCCCCAGCGCCUAGAGGUCGCAAGUCCCGAUUCGCUACGCUCUCCAGUGAGGUGGAGGCAUCCCCGUCACUUAUAUACCGGGAGCUUGAGUCGGCUACCUUACUCAAACGACAAAUAGAACGAUUGCAGGAGGAGAAUUCGCGGUACCAGCAAAUAACCAAGAUCCGUGAUCAGGAUCUGAUCGAUCUGCGCAGAGAGAUUGGCAACCCGCGCGUCUGGGAUGGAGAGCUGCAAAGCCUGAAAGCCAAGGCUGGUCAAGAUAAUACGGCAUUGAAGGAGUUGAACGAAUCCCGAGCAGAGAAUCUAAAAGCCGCGAAGGAGGAGACGGCGAAGGCUAAUGCAGCUUUGGACGAAUGGAAGGGGAAGCUUGCAAGGCUCAUGCAAGAAUGA